AUGUCCCAGACAUCGCGCGAUACCGGCUGGGCAUGGGUCAUUAUGGUCGCCUCAUUCAUUGUACAAUUCCUAAUUGAUGGAACUAUCAGUGGGUUUGGUAUUUUCUUUUUGGAAAUGCAAAAGGAUGAGGCAUUUGUUCAAGCCAACUAUACUCGAACUAUGCUGGCUUUGCCGGGGAACAUUCAGCCGGGAUUCUUUCUCUGUACUGGUGCCUUUAUUAGUCCACUCAUUCAGAGGUGGGGUUUCCGUAUCAUGGGAACCAUUGGUAGCGCAAUGGUUGGGAGCGGUCUAGCAAUCGCCAGUUUUCAGCAAAAUUUGCACGUAUUCAAUCUGUUCUAUGGAGCUUUAACAGGAUCAGGGUUCGGAAUCCUUUUGGUUUGCGCAGUCGUCUCGGUGAAUUUCUAUUUUGAACGAUUUCGCGGAAUCGCUUCAGGGAUUGCUAUGGCCGGUGCUGGUGUUGGAUGUCUCACAGUUCCCGUAUUGUUCAGUCGAUUGUGUGACCAUUUGGGCUGGCGUCGCGGAUUGCUCGUUUAUAGUGGCUUCUCUUUUCUCUCCGCUCUGUUCUCCGUGCUCACGUUCCGACCAUUCGUAGUGGCCGUGAUUUCGGAUGAGACACUGGAACAGAUCCGUGCGAAGUCAAGCAGUGUUUCUUCGCCCUUGGACGUGGAGCAACAUCAAGGAAAUAGGUGUGAACGAGUACCAGUGGUCAUCACAACAUCAGACAACACAAAAACGCAAGAGGAAUCAAAGAAUGUUAACAAGAUUGAAGUGAUUUCAUUAUGA
Echinostoma caproni is the source of this 783-nucleotide messenger RNA. The record is from the annotation of a GenBank genome assembly. NCBI's taxonomy places the organism in Eukaryota, Metazoa, Platyhelminthes, Trematoda, Plagiorchiida, Echinostomatidae.